GCUCGAAAGACAUACCCCAACAAAAUAGUAAAAGAUGGCGCUAUUACAGAUGAACAUACUGAUUGGCUCAUUGAUGCUUCUGUCUUCCUAUUUAGCAGUUGUGCAUGGUCUCCAGUGCUUCUCUUGUACUACUAUAGACAAUGAAGCCCCAUGUGGAGAUGCUAAGUUUGACCUGACUGUUGUCGUUGGUAAUACUACAUGCAAUGCAGCAAGUAAUUGUUGUGAAGGGAGAUACUGCACCAAAUCAAAGGGUCUUUCAUUAGGUAUUACAACUAUCACCAGGGGCUGUGCAAAUGCUGGGCCCUCCGACACUGCAAUAGCGACCCCCUCGUGUAAAAACACAAAGGCAAGCAGUUCUGGAGUUGAAAUUGAAUCAUGGCGCUGUAGCUGUACAGGAUCGGAUUAUUGUAACAGCGGAACAACUAUGACGCCAUCUAUAGUUAUCUUUAUUAUCGCAACGUUGAUUAUUUAACAUCAUGCUAAAAGACAGACGUACUUGUGUGGAUACAUGUAUGUAUGAAGAAAGGACAACUGUCUGUAUAUAGGUAUACUCUAAAAAGAUGUUCAAAAGAAAUGCCUCAUUUGAUGUAGAUCUGUAGAUGUAGAAAUGUAUUUUGAUGUAUAUAAAUUGAGGUCAAUUUUGUUUAAAUGUGUAUUUGGAAAUGUUACUUUUAUUGAAAUGUGUAUUUGGUAAUGUUAAUUUUAUUGAAAUGUAUAUCAGGCAAUGUCAGUUUUGUCAAAAAAUAAUGUAUAUAAAGAAAGGUCAAAUUUAUUUAAAUGUAGGCUAUAUCAAUUAACAAAGGUUAAUUCUGUUUAAAUGUAUAUCAUAUUAAUAAAGGCCAACAAUGUAUAAAGAUAUGUGGUGUUAACUUUGUGUUCAUGGAUUAAACAAUACACACAUAAACAUACCUAACAAAGCAUUGUAUGAAAGUCAUGUGAAAGAUAGCGGGCUAUAUCCACCAAUAUUGCUAAAUUACCGCGAUAUUGCCCCCUUACCUCAUUUUGAUAUGAGAUUCUUUAAUAACCAUUGCAAUGGGAGCAUGUAAUGCUUCAUUUCAAUCAAAUUUUACUCGCACGCAGAUGUGUGACGUCAUUGAUACAAAGAAGUUAUAGUAAUAAAGGUAUGUGAUACAUCAGUUAUGUCACCAUGACCUGAAACAUGCCUUCAUUUUUCCCAAAUAUAGAGCCUCCCAAGGUUGGCCUAUAUUGGGCAGGCCCGUAGCCAGCGAAAUCAUGCAGUUUUUCACCAUUCUGAGCAC
Messenger RNA from Owenia fusiformis, 1259 nucleotides. Lineage: Eukaryota; Metazoa; Annelida; Polychaeta; Sabellida; Oweniidae. The record is from the annotation of a GenBank genome assembly.